This is a messenger RNA of Phymastichus coffea, 2316 nucleotides long. RefSeq names its product transmembrane protein 214-B (gene Tmem214). The transcript is spliced from 9 exons. Gene Ontology annotation, cellular component: endoplasmic reticulum; Golgi apparatus. Lineage: Eukaryota; Metazoa; Arthropoda; Insecta; Hymenoptera; Eulophidae. The record is from RefSeq and is a predicted model, not a curated record. The coding region runs from base 258 to 2303 and encodes 681 amino acids.
CAGAUUUAUAUACUGCUUGCUUUUUAAGCUGAUAACCGUUGAAUUUUUUAAAUGAUAGGGUUUUAUGCGUCAAUAUGAAAAACACUAGAAUAAUCGCCACGUAAACUUUCGAAUAAUGCUAUAGUCUUAGCACUCAGCUGUGAGCGUAUGUUUAACCUUAGAAGGAUAAAUUUCACUCUAAUAUUUUCGUUUUUUAAUAAAUAUUUUAAAUAUUACAUUGACUUUUUAUAAAUUUUGAACAUUUUUUAUUUUUCGUCAUGUAUGCUGGUGGGUGGGAAGUCGUUGGUAGAAAUAAAAAAGACAAAAGUGUUGCAAAAACCGGUAAACUGACCAAAGCUGAGAAAAAGAAAUUUAUAGAAAAUGCUCCAAAAGUUGAAGAUUUUUUGCCGUUAGACCAAGUUAAAUCUUUAUAUGAAAAUUUAGAUGGUAAUAAAGAAAAUAAGAAGCCUGCUAAAGAAAAAGAAAGUAAAACUAAGGAAAAUGAAGAGAAAAAGAAGCAACAGAAGCAACAGCAAGUGGAAAAAAAGAAAGAUGAACAAUUAAAAGAAAAGCCACCAAGGUCUAUUGAAGAAGCCCUUAAUUUUAUCAAUGUAACAGAAGUGCAAAAUUUGCUAGCUACUAACCAAGCUAAUUUCCCAGAUGCACCACUGGUUUGGCUAAAAAGUCUUGUAGGUUUUUUGAAUGCUAAAAUUCCAGUAGAGAAAGAUGAUCCUAUUUUUUCUGGCAGACCUGAUGGAUAUCCUUUGAGUGUUGUUCCAAAGAGUUUGCGUGUUAUUUUUGAAAAAGCGAUUGAUGCUGCAGGAGCUCAACAUGCAUGUCUUUUUUAUGAAUUUAUUCUCACCGCAUUCACUAUGGAAAUGACAAAAAAUGUUCCUGUUGUGGGUUACAAAAUAUUUGUGCAGUUAUUGGCUAAAUAUGACCCCACAUUGGGUAUGAACAACAUACCCAAGCUAAUUAGUAUGAGGAACUCCUAUCAAAACAGAAAGCCCAUUGGCUUAUCUUUACUUUGGUCUUAUAACCAAAGCGGUAGAGAAAAUUUAACAGUAGGUUUAACAGUCUGGCAUGAGGUUAUAGCUCCUAUGCUUGAAACAAAAAACUAUUCUAGCUAUGUUAUACAAAUAUUGGGUGAUCUUAUCUCAUGGCACAGCAAAGAUGAAAGACUCCGACCUGAUUUAUAUUUUAAUAUAUUUGAUGAUUUUUACUCAGGGAAACUGAAUAUUUCUUCAUCAGUUAUUAAUGAAGGUGCUCCAAAUCUUGAAAAACUGAGGUGUAUUUUAUUUCAAAAUAAAAAUAUAAAUCAUCGGAAAAUUUUCGAAACUUUGCUGACGAAAGUAACAUCAAAAGCGUCAGAUAAUCAGAAAAACGAAGUUUUGAAUGGGAUUGUAAACUGCCUCGGUACCGAUGAUCGCUGCUUUACGUUAUGGAAGUCUCUUUACAUGAAAAAUUUAUACACAUCUAGCAUACUAUUAACUCACAUUGAUUCGAAUUGGAAUAAAUUUAAGCCUUUCUUGAAUAUCAAACUUUUAACAGAUAUUCUUUUAGCUUUCCAAUUAUCUUAUGAAAAGUCUAAAAAGGGUAAAGGAAAAGAUGAUAAAUAUCUCUAUGCGUGUAAAGUCACGACCGUGGUACUAAUCAAGAAGAUGUCUUCAAAAAAAUCUAGCAAAGGAGGGUUCCCAUGGAAGACAGGAUGCUUCUUAUUAUUGCUGUUUAUUGGUGCUAUUGUUGCCUAUGAUACGCAUAAACAUGGCUCCUUUGAAGCAACAAAUACUGCAAGAUUUUUGAAGGAUAGCGGAAUAUGUGCUUUUGUGCAAAAAACUUGGGUUUCUACAAAAUUGUAUGCUGAUAAAGGACGUGGAUAUAUAGAGUCAAGCUCACCAGAAUAUUAUAAAGCUGUUAUUGAUUUUUCUAAACCUUAUAUUAAAUUAGCUGAAGAUGUUUAUCUUGUUCUGAGUAAAAUUUUUAUAGAACUAUAUGACAAUGUUUCAAAUUAUAUAGUUAUAACUAAACCACUAGUUCAACAGACAAUUGAACAAUAUGUUCCUGGUUUAUUAGAUUCAUUACAAGAGGGAAUUUUAAAAGGAAUAGACAAAUUGAAAGGUUAUUCUGUGUUGAUCACAGAGCAGAUUGUUGAAAACUCUUUCAAAGCAACUAGGUGGCUGAAAACUAAUGUUUUUAUUGGCAAGUUAAGUCCUGAAAACUUACAAAAUUAUGCAAGUCAGGCAAUUAACACAACACAAGCAUUCGCUAGCCAAACAUACAAUUGGGUUUAUGAAAAAGUGCAAACAAUUUCCAAAGUUGAUUAAGGAAAACUUUGAA